Molecule: messenger RNA, 783 nt
Organism: Penicillium olsonii
Lineage: Eukaryota; Fungi; Ascomycota; Eurotiomycetes; Eurotiales; Aspergillaceae
Source: the annotation of a GenBank genome assembly
AUGGCAACUGCCUUCGCCUCGCGCAUCCCGACUGAGCGCUUCGCACUCGUCGCACUCGCCGUUGCUGCCUCUGCCCUCGCUAUCCCCGCAUACCGCGACUACCGGAUCUUCAAAUCGUACGGACCGGGCGGUGUGCCGAAUAACGCGCUGGGAUGGGUUUUGGUGCGCGUGCUCUUCCAGCCCUUUGGGCGGGAGAUGCUUAGCACGGACGAGUAUGUGCGCCGCAUUGCAGCGGCAGAGGGUCAUGGGAAAGGGGAUGAUGGGUUCCUUGUGUUAUCGGAGGAGCGUGGGACGAGACCGGUUGUCGGGCCGCAUGUUGUGCCGCAGAGGCAGUUGACGCAGGUUCCCGAUGAGGCGGUGAUGGAGAAAUUGGGUGGUGUCUUUGAAUCCUUUGCUCGUCGGAAUCAUCAUCUUGUUAAGUUGGCUCGGUCGAAUCUGGAACGCCAUGCCGAUGGGAUCUUCCUGGCGGAUCAUCUUCCUGCUUCGGGUCUUGCGCGGACUAUGCAGGGCGAGAUUGCUCAUGUUCAUUUUGGGAAUGAUCACUCCCUGCAUAUGGUGCUUGCGCCGGCUGAUUGUAUCAAGAUCAUCGAGGCGGGAUGGGGCCAGCGUCAUGCUUUCUCGGGGUCAUCUGCCAUGACUUUUCUCUCACUGGGUACCCGGCCUGACAUUCCUGCCGAGUACUUACUGAUCUAUGCACCGCGAACAGAGGCUGAGAUCGAAACCGUCAUGCAGAUUUUGUCGGCCAGUGUCAAGUUCAUGACUGGCCGGGAAGAUGUCCGGUGA